Orcinus orca (killer whale) is the source of this 3267-nucleotide messenger RNA. RefSeq names its product odd-skipped related transciption factor 2 (gene OSR2). Bases 1925 to 2863 code for a protein of 312 amino acids. Gene Ontology annotation, biological process: urogenital system development; embryo development; regulation of transcription by RNA polymerase II. The transcript has 4 exons. Lineage: Eukaryota; Metazoa; Chordata; Mammalia; Artiodactyla; Delphinidae. Gene Ontology annotation, molecular function: DNA-binding transcription factor activity, RNA polymerase II-specific; RNA polymerase II transcription regulatory region sequence-specific DNA binding. The record is from RefSeq and is a predicted model, not a curated record. Gene Ontology annotation, cellular component: nucleus.
GGAAAGAAAAGAAAAAAAAAGAUCUGCUAUCUCUGAAUUAUGUUUUACCGAAGGAACGAGAAAUUCUACUUACCUCUGCAUAAAUAAAAUGGAAGGGAUUUUAUCCUAAUAAUAAUAUCCCGUAGCUUCUGCCUGGCUUCCCAAUCAUCGCUUGACCUUUUGACAGGUUUUAGUCUCCUGCUUGUAUUUGUCCACUUCCCCGCACGACUGAAAUUAUUUUAGUUGUCUCUUGGGGCGGUACAUCCCAAACCACAUUUUGGCAGAACACCUUUGAAUUGUACAGCCUCUUGGCUUGAAGAUCUGCGCCCCUCAAAGCGCGGACUUGCAGGGGGCUAAUGUAAAUUGCCUCUGGCGAACUCGUCUGGGACGAAGGGCGUUUUGCUCAGUGCUGCUCACGCAGAUCUCAUCUGGAAAGAGGCUGUUUAAAAUGAGAGUAUGUCAUCCCCUUUCUGUCACUCGGUCACCCUACUUCCAGAGUAGCUGAAGUGCAUCCUGCAAUUACACUCACAGAGGACCAACUCUUUAGAAGAACCUGAAAAAUGUAUCACUACAAAUUCGAUUACGUUUCCUGGCAACUGAACAAUGAACUCUGUUUUUUGCUGGGAAUGAAGAUGUACACGUUUGAGAAGCUAGCAUAGUAUUUUUCUAAAUAUUUUAAAUGACUGCUCUUCACCCAUUCCAGAUGGAUUCUUUAUUGUUUGCCGAUGGGUUGCAGAUGCCCACCCCUUUAACCAAGUUGGUUAACUGUUUAUGAAAUGUACAUUGGCUGAUUAAAAGCUUAAAUUUUGGAAGAAAUUUCUCCUGGGAUAUCCCACAUAUGUCUUUGCAGUAAUUACGAAAUUAAUCAAUUGUCACCUCUAUAAACAAACUUCGUUUUGAAAACAGCAGGCGAAAGCAGACUGCAGAUACAGUCAUAACUGACCAAAAGUAUGUACAAAACUAUUUAAAAUUGGAGGAAGGGUGAUAUAUGCUGGAGAAUACAAUCUAAAAGUGAUUGAUUUUACCUACGAAUAAGAUAGUUACGUUAAACGUGUUAAGAUGUGGAAAUUAACGGGGCGAGCGCGCCAAGUAAAACUACAGAAUGCCCUUUGAGUUUCUCUGCGGGGUCUUCGGGAGGCAGAAAAUCAGUUGUUCAGUUUCUAACAUUAUAAGGAAAAGUGGCACCGAGAAGGACGGGGGUGGACGUUGUGUUUGUGUGUGAGUUUUGAACUGAGUCACCUUGGCUCUGCCUCUGUAACAGGGAAACCUCGAGCAAACCUGUGCCUUUAAGACUCAGUUGCUAUCCAAACACAAGUAAACAGAGUGGACCAUUAGCGGGCGCCGGGCGCGGAGGCGGAGCCUGGGCGCUGGGGGCCCAGCGCGGCUGCGGGACGCCCGCCCGAAGGGGAGGCGGGGCCGCUACUAAAGCCCGGGUCUCCGGGCCGCGAGCAGCCUGGGGAGGGACGCGGGCGGGGACGGAGCUCGGCUUGCUCGCUGCUGGAGGGUGAUGGCCCUGCGAGGCUGCAGACUCAGACCUUACCCCGAGUCCGCGGCGAGAGGCUCGCGGAGGCGCGAGGUUCCGGGCGAGCGCUGAGCGCGGGCUCCAACCGCCCUGGGUCUUUACACAUUCUACGACCACUGACUCGGACGAAGGCGAGGAUCCGGUCUCGUUUUGGCUGCUCGUUGUCCUCCAGAUCAUGUCCGCGGCUCCCGGGACUCCGCGCGGAAAAAGAAGUUUGUCCGGCGUGGACCCAAUGACCUUUCCAAGCUGUGCGCCUCACUGCCUGGACCAGGUCUGAGUGACGCUGCCCGGGCGGACGUUUCUGGGGGAGGGUUUUCUCUGCGUGCCGUUGUCCUCCUGGGUUUUCGCCGGAACCCCACGCCCACCCGCCUCUGAGUCCUGGAAAAAAAGGGUGGCUACCUCCGCCCCCCAGCACCCCGGAAAAUGGGGAGCAAGGCCCUGCCAGCGCCCAUCCCGCUCCACCCAUCGCUGCAGCUCACCAAUUACUCCUUCCUGCAGGCCGUGAACACCUUCCCCGCCGCGGUGGACCACCUGCAGGGCCUGUACGGUCUCAGCGCCGUGCAGACCAUGCACAUGAACCACUGGACACUGGGGUACCCCAACGUGCACGAGAUCACCCGCUCCACCAUCACCGAGAUGGCGGCGGCGCAGGGCCUCGUGGACGCGCGCUUCCCCUUCCCGGCUCUGCCCUUUACCACCCACCUCUUCCACCCCAAGCAGGGAGCCAUUGCCCACGUCCUCCCAGCCCUGCACAAGGACCGGCCCCGUUUUGACUUUGCCAACUUGGCCGUGGCCGCUACGCAAGAGGAUCCCCCUAAGAUAGGAGACCUGACCAAGCUGAGCCCGGGGCUGGGUAGCCCCAUCUCGGGCCUCAGUAAAUUGACUCCGGACAGAAAGCCCUCCCGAGGGAGGUUGCCCUCCAAAACGAAAAAAGAGUUUAUCUGCAAGUUUUGCGGCAGACACUUUACCAAAUCCUACAACUUGCUCAUCCACGAGAGGACCCACACAGAUGAGAGGCCGUACACGUGUGACAUCUGCCACAAGGCUUUCCGGAGGCAGGAUCAUUUGCGGGAUCACAGGUAUAUCCAUUCCAAAGAAAAACCCUUCAAAUGUCAGGAGUGUGGGAAAGGAUUUUGUCAGUCUAGAACUUUGGCUGUUCACAAAACUUUACAUAUGCAGGAAUCUCCACACAAAUGCCCCACAUGUGGAAGAACCUUUAAUCAGAGAAGUAAUCUGAAAACUCACCUUCUCACCCAUACAGACAUCAAGCCCUACAGCUGCGAGCAGUGCGGCAAAGUGUUCAGGCGAAACUGUGAUCUGCGGCGGCACAGCCUGACUCACACCCCGCGGCAGGACUUCUAGAGAAGCCCCGGAUCUGUCCCGGGCCACCGCCGCCGCUCCCCUCCCCAGACACCUCUCCACGCCUCCCACCCGGGGGGGGGCACCCCCAACCCUUCACUGACCCCCAGCUCUUCCCCGGCUGCAGCCACACCGGCAGCUCCAGGGGAUUAACUCUUCUUCCCAAGGACUGAGAACUGUAGAAAGCCACACAAGUACAUCCUUUCACAAAGAGCAUAUGCUAGUUUCUUGUAGAUAUUCACAGCUCAUUUUAGAGCUCUGUACAUAAUGUCGUGGGUCUCUGUUUCGUUGUUUUGUUUUGUCUGUUUUUGUAUCUUGUUGGAUGCACCUAGGUAUGGAAAAUGGAAACCAAAUUUAUCUUUAAAGACUGUAUUUUCAAAAAUAAAAUGUUUUCUUGUUUGUUUCAA